AUGACUCACGAGUUCCCACGCCUUCCCGUCGUCGGCAAGCGCCCGCGCACAUGCUCCUUCCUCUUGACUUCCAAGUACGUACCUCGAGAAGUCUCGCUUGUAAGAUUCUUCGACCACCGAGGGUUCUGUCCAGAACAACACGUUAUCUACGACAACGGAAUGAGUUCCUACCGCGGCCAUGACCAUCGAUCUAUCUAUUCCGGAAAGCCACAAACCCUGGAGGGGAGGGAUUUGACUUCUCUUGCAAAAUAUAUAAAAUCGAGCGACUGUGGCAAGGUUAUAUUGAUGCUGGGAGCAGGCGUGAGCACCUCUGCAGGGAUCCCCGACUUCAGGUCACCUGAGACCGGCCUAUACUCCAAUCUUGCGAGAUUGAAUCUACCUCACCCGGAGGCAGUGUUCGAAAUCAAUUUCUUCCGAAGAAACCCAGUCCCAUUCUACACCCUCGCGCACGAGCUGUACCCCGGCCGGUUCCGGCCUACCAUUACCCACUCAUUCAUUCGUCUUCUUGCAGAGAAGGAAUUGCUGCACACGUGCUUCACACAGAACAUCGACACGCUCGAGCGACGUGCUGGGGUUCCCGAAGACAAAAUCAUAGAGGCACACGGCAGUUUCGCGACGCAGAGAUGCAUAGAAUGUAACGCCUCGUACGAUGACGAGAAGAUGAAGGACCAUAUCUUUCGCAAGCAGAUCGCAAAAUGCAACAAGUGUGGUGGAUACGUCAAACCUGAUAUCGUUUUCUUCGGUGAGGAUCUCCCACUGAACUUCAAACUCGCCGUACCACACCUACGCACGGCGGAUUUACUGAUCGUCAUGGGCACCUCUCUUACCGUCCAUCCCUUCGCAUCGCUGGCCCAAAUGGUCGACAAGACAUGCCCUCGCGUCCUCAUCAACCUCGACCACGUUGGCGAUUUUGGAGCAAGGACAGAUGAUGUCAUCCUCCUCGGGAAAUGCGACGACGUCGUCCGAAUGCUGUGCAAAGAGCUAGGAUGGGAGGAGGAGCUCUUAGCACUGUGGAAUGAGACUGAAGCGAGCGUUGUACCUGAUAUUCCGGUUCCACCAUCGCAGAAGCAGGAAUCUGAGGCGAAGGCUGAGGAGCAGGGUAAGAGGAACUCCUUGGCGGCCCUGGAAGCCAUCGAGGCGCGCUUGGCCAGAUUGAAAGUGGAUGAGGUUGUUGAACCUCUUCGUGAGGCUGAACCAGUCCAAGAGGCUAGUGCUACUAAUGCAACCGACAAGUUAUCGCCAACGCCCUCUGCCGUUACUAACGAUCGCUCUGAAACUGAGAAGGGCUCCCAACAAGCAUCUCCGAGCAAGGAUCAGGCCGACAACGAGAUUCCACCACCACCACCACCGGAGCCAUUGAAGGAGGGGAAAUUAUAG
Molecule: messenger RNA, 1377 nt
Organism: Cyclocybe aegerita
Lineage: Eukaryota; Fungi; Basidiomycota; Agaricomycetes; Agaricales; Hemipholiotaceae
Source: the annotation of a GenBank genome assembly